This is a messenger RNA of Serendipita indica DSM 11827, 1758 nucleotides long. Lineage: Eukaryota; Fungi; Basidiomycota; Agaricomycetes; Sebacinales; Serendipitaceae. The record is from the annotation of a GenBank genome assembly.
AUGAGUGCCAUUUCUUCUGGCUAUGGCUCAGCAAAUCAGGGUGCGUGGCUUGGGACUGCAUUCCUUCUCGCUACAUGUACAUUCACUCCGCUGUAUGGGCGGCUUUGUACGGUGCUAGGAAGGCGUGGUGCUCAUCAGCUCGCUCUUGCGUUUGCCGCACUCGGUACUCUGGGCUGCGGACUGGCGCCGGGAAUCGAAAUGUUGAUCGCUGCGAGAUUCUUGACUGGUCUUGGUGGUGGUGGUUUGUUCGUGACGGCUGGUAUUGUGACAGCGGAUAUGUAUUCUAUGCGAGAUAGAAGUCUGACCCAAGGGAUUGCUUCCGUUGUCAAUGGAGGUGGAUUGGGUAUUGGAGGAUUCCUUGGAGGUGCUAUUAUGGACCGUCUUGGGUGGCGCUGGGCCUUUUUCAUACAGCUCCCUUUCUUCCUUCUUGCGUUCACUCUGACCACAUUAUUCUUGGACUAUGAUACUCCGGGCAGCGCAAAGAAACCGCGCGACGUAUUGAAGCGCAUCGACUAUGGAGGCGUGUUUUCGUUGAUUCUCUUUGUCGGAAGCGCAUUGACAUUCUUGGCUUGCAAGUUCAAUGCAGACUACUCCUGGUCACACCCUUACGUCUUUGCGCCGUUGAUUGUGCUAUGCGUCUCCUUGAUUGCUUUCAUCGUUAUUGAGCUAUAUCUCACGCCAGAGCCGAUUAUGCCUCCAUUCCUAUUACACCAGAGAAUUCCAACACUAGUCGCCAUCAAUAAUGUCCUCGUAUCAAUCUGCAACUUCUCGAUCACCUACUUCUUCCCGAUGUGGUUUGAGACGGUCAAAUUGGUCAGCGCUGGAGAAGCAGGUGCACACAUUGCCCCAAAUAGUGUUUCAAUGUCACUCGGCUCAUUAUUUGCCGGCUGGCUCAUGCAUCGUACUGGCAAGUAUAAAACGCUAAACGUCGUCUUUGGUAUCCUCCCUACCAUCGCCGCAAUUCUGAUCGCCACUCUGAACGAGAGGUCUCCCGAGUGGGUGGAAUGGGGUAGCAUAAUUCCUCUCGGAUUCGGCAAUUCAGUGGUGCUUCAAACAACUCUCAUAGCCUUACUGGCAUCAGUUGAUCGACCAUCCAUGGCUGUCGCCAUGGGGUUUGUUCAACUCUUCAGUGGGUUUGGGCAAGUAUCUGGAGUAGCUGUUUCGUCAGCCAUCUUCCAAUACAUUUUGAGACGAGAGCUCAAAGCACGUCUGACUGGACCAGACUCUGCCGAGCUCAUCGAGAGAAUCAAGCGCUCCUCUGAGAUUGUUCGACAACUUCCUCGCGAACUUCAGCAGCCCGUUAAAGACUCCUACGCGACCGCUCUGACAGCCGUAUUCACGCUUGCGGCAGCUUGUACGUUUGCUGCGUUCCUUGUUCGUCUACCGAUCCCUGAGCUUUCAAUGGACGAGGACACUCCCGAGCAGACGAGCGAUACCAAGUCUGUGGAGUCACACGUCCAUUUCCGAUCGUUGACACCCCUGAGCCGAACUCCUUCAGAGAAUGGAAGCUCUCGGUCGACCUCUGUCGAGCGUGUCGUGGUCCAGGGGACCGGACGAAGAACCUCGCCUUCUCGAAGGUUGAUCGACUUUGCGGACGAAGAAGAGGCAGAGAGAGCACAUGGUGAUUCGACGCCUAUCCCAAUUCCCGGACGGCCAACGUUCAACCGUCUUACGACGUUCCAAAAUACGCCCAUGGAUGUCGAGCGUGGACGAUCAGCAAGAAAGUUACGAAACUCAAAGCCGAGAGACUCGAUAUAA